This is a messenger RNA of Hemiscyllium ocellatum (epaulette shark), 3206 nucleotides long. It is a transcript of the gene gtpbp4, whose product is annotated as GTP binding protein 4. Gene Ontology annotation, cellular component: nucleolus. The coding region runs from base 83 to 1987 and encodes 634 amino acids. Lineage: Eukaryota; Metazoa; Chordata; Chondrichthyes; Orectolobiformes; Hemiscylliidae. The record is from RefSeq and is a predicted model, not a curated record. Gene Ontology annotation, biological process: ribosomal large subunit biogenesis. Gene Ontology annotation, molecular function: RNA binding; GTP binding; GTPase activity. The transcript is spliced from 17 exons.
UCUGGACCAUCUUGUCCCCAUUGCUCAUGGGCUGCUCCUCCUCCUCCUCGUCCCCAGUCCCGGUGCGGAGCGGCGGCUCGCGAUGGUGCUUUACAACUUCAAGAAGAUCACGGUGGUGCCGUCCGCUAAGGAUUUCAUUGACUUGACCUUGUCAAAAACUCAACGGAAGACACCAACAGUGAUUCAUAAAAACUAUCACAUCAGCCGAAUUCGUCACUUUUAUAUGCGCAAGAUCAAAUUUACCCAACAAAACUAUCAUGAUCGUCUCAGUUUGAUUCUAACUGAUUUUCCUAAACUUGCCGACAUACACCCUUUUUAUGCUGAUUUGAUGAAUGUGCUUUACGAUAAAGAUCACUACAAGCUGGCAUUGGGGCAAAUUUACGUUGCAAGGAACCUCGUUGACCAUGUUGCUAAGGACUAUGUGCGUCUGAUGAAAUAUGGUGAUUCUCUGUACCGUUGCAAACAACUGAAACGUGCAGCACUUGGCCGCAUGUGUACUAUUCUCAAACGACAGAAACAAAGUUUGGAGUAUUUGGAGCAAGUUCGGCAACAUCUUUCUCGUCUGCCAUCUAUCGAUCCUAACACAAGGACGUUGUUGCUUUGUGGUUACCCUAAUGUUGGAAAAUCCAGCUUUAUUAACAAGAUUACUCGGGCAGAUGUUGAAGUGCAACCCUAUGCUUUUACCACAAAAUCAUUGUUUGUGGGACAUAUGGAUUACAGAUACCUGCGCUGGCAGGUAGUUGAUACGCCUGGAAUUUUGGAUCAUCCAUUGGAGGAGCGGAAUACCAUUGAGAUGCAGGCGAUCACUGCACUGGCUCAUCUCCGUGCUGCUGUUCUAUAUGUGAUGGAUGUGUCAGAGCAGUGUGGCCACACUGUGGAAGCACAGUUGGAACUCUUCAAAAAUAUUCAACCUCUUUUUGCAAAUAAGCCCCUUAUUAUCAUUGCAAAUAAAUGUGAUGUAAAGAAGAUCGACGAACUUACAGAAGAACAGAAGAAAAGCUUUGCAGAUUUAAUGGCAGAUGGAAUCAUUGUAACAGAAACAAGUACUUUGACAGAGGAGGGGAUCAUUAAAGUUAAAACUGAGGCAUGUGACAGCCUCCUUGCUCAUCGUGUUGAUAGCAAAAUGAAAGGCAAGAAGGUGAAUGAUUUACUGAACAGACUCCAUCUAGCUGUUCCAUCAAAGAGAGAUGAAAAGGAAAGGCUGCCAUGGAUACCUGAAGGAGCUUCCAAACGCAGAAAAAUGGAAGUUGAUGCUCCAAAACGUAAAACGGAGCGGGACUUGGAGUUGGAGUUGGGUGAUGAUUAUGUCCUGGACCUGCAGAAACACUGGGAUUUAAAGAAUGAGUCUGAGAAGCAUGAUCUGAUUCCUGAAGUAUGGGAAGGUCACAACAUAGCUGAUUACAUCGACCCUGAAAUUACGCAGAAAUUGAAACAGUUGGAAAAAGAAGAAGAACUGAAACAAAUGGCAGGUGAAUAUGAUUCAGAUUCUGAGAGUGAGGAUGAAGAAAUGAAAGACAUUAGGAAGUUGGCCUCUCAAAUUAGAGAAAAGAAAAAGAUGCAAAUUUUGAUAUCCAGAGAGAAACAAACGAAAAAGGGUCCCAAGAUGCCAAGAACGGCUAAAAAGAUUGAACGAAAAACUUUGGAAAAGGAGAUGGGAUCACUUGGUUUAGAUAUGGAUGACAAAGAUGAUGCACACUAUGCUGUGCAGGCUCGACGAUCUAGAAGUGUCACCAGAAAGCGUAAGCGUGAAGAAUCCCAACCACCAACAUCUAAAGUUCGAAGUCGGAGCACUUCUCGCACUCCACGUGAUCUUUCUGGUGUGCGUGAUGACAAGAUGUUGAAGAAGGUUAAGAAGAUGAUGAAGAACUCCCAACAGGAUAUGAAUCGCAUGGGAAAGAAAGGAGAAGCUGACCGACAUGUAUUUGAUCUUAAACCAAAGCAUCUAUUUGCUGGCAAGCGAAAAAUGGGUAGAACAGACCGUCGGUAAACUAAAAAGAAGUUAACCCACUCUAGAUUGCAGGACUUGGUGUUUAAUAUGCAACCCAUCAGAAAAAAGCUAAAGCAUCUUGAUUUACAUGUGAUGGAAGGACUGAGUGAGAGAAAUCUUGCACAAUGGAGAGAUCUCAUCAAGAGUAUAAUUGUGCUUUGAAAAAAAAAUUAAUUUGAAUGUUAAAUUUGAGCUUUGUUGUUCAUUCAAGGACAUGAUUCCUGAACUCAAGCAAUAAUACGUAAGAAGCAUUUUUCGAAACUGAAAUAGUCGAAUUUUGGAACGUCUGACAGAAUUCUACUUUGAAAAGUUCCUGAAUGCUACCAAAUGUUUGCAGAUGAUGACAGUUUGAUAUUCUGAAUAGAAUUUUAGCAAUGUGCAUUGUAAACAGAAUGAUCAGUUCUUACAUUCGUAAACAAGAUUUAAUUUGAGUUCAUUUAAAUGGAUGAACUUUAAAAGUGGGCUUAUUAUUUGGUUCAUAAUUGAAGUGUUAUAAUCCUGACUGCCUCUAAUCCAGAAAUGCCAGAUAUUUUCCAUUUAAAAUUACUUAACGUUGCUAUCCUGUUUAUUACAGCUUUUGUAUUGGUUGAGAAUUUUUUGAGAUCUUGUCUUCCAGUUGUUUUAGAACUGUGCAGUACAUUAUUUUGUGUUCUUUAAGCUAUUAGCAGAUCUAGCCUUAUACUGUUUGGAGGAUUUUUUCCUAUACUUUAGGAAAAGUAUAUGCUUUAACUUAUUUUAUUUCGUAUUCUCAAGUAUUUGUCUGCAGCACGAAAUGAGAUUGCAACAAAAUGCUAAAAUCCUUUUCUUUUAAAAGGUCAAUUAUUUGGUAUUUCUAGUGCAUUUCCAAACAUCUAACUAAGUAAUAAAAUUAAUUUUUAAAAAAGCUACGUGUAAUAUAUUUUAAAACAAAUAAUUCCUAAAAUAUGUUCCACGUGUUUUUCUAGUACAAUUACUUGAUAAAUUCUGUAGAUAAUUAGUAUUAAUGUUGGUCUUUGAGCAUGUAUUUGUGUUUUGUUAGAAGUGUUACAAGAAAUAUUAUCUUCUGACUGAAGUAAUGAUACUGAAAAUGUGCAGUCAUGCCAUGUUUCUAAGAUGGAAGAUUACUUGGAUAUCGUGUAACCAGUGGAUUCUUUAUUUCCCUCCCGUUUUUCAGUCUUCGCCCACGAGUGCUCGUGCACCAUUCUAUCUCUCUGAAAUAAAGGUGUCACUCAAAUUUCAA